AUGUGGUCUAAAUUUUUUAAAGAAAAAAUGCUUUUAGAACUCAUUUUUUUUAAUUUCUUUUUUAAUUUUGGUAAUUUUGCUACAUUAGAUACUGGCUAUAUAAAUUACAAAGAUAUAUUCACACGAAUCUACAAUACGGAAGACAUGAGAUUAUUGAAAUGCACUUACCUGUUUGCCAGUAAGAAUCAUUUGCAAUUUACUAAAUUACUUAUCGAAAACCAGCUUUGUGAUAUUACGGUAGCAAUUGGUAUAUUCUCUAAUGGUAACCAAUUCGUAAAAAAACAAAUAGCUUCAUUAUAUUACAAUAAAGAAUUUGAAGUUGGAUCAUUGUGAUUAUUAAAUAUAUACACAUCCACGAUUGGAGCUUACGUAGAUUAUUUUAAAAAAGGUAAAAUUACAAAUGAAAACUAUUCUAAAGUUGCUGAAAUUUUGAAAUGUCACGAAUAUAUUUACGAAAAAUUAGAUAUGGAAUCACGUGAUUGUGAUAAAAGUAGCCGAUUUUACAUUGGUAACAUGCUCUUUGAUGAUAAUCAAAAGAAGAAUUAUGAUUAUAUGUUACGUAUUGUUUCGAAUAAUAAAAGAGAUAUCGAAGUACUAAUUGAUGACAACCACAGAAAUGGAAUACUACAAAUCGGAAAUAUAAGAGCUCUCAGGACAAAUUAUUUAUACUUCAACAGAUUUGGAAGUAAAUCUUAUGAAAUAUCAAAUUUUAUUCAUAGUUUCGAUUUACGAAUACAAUGGGGAGACAUUAUUAAGAAGUUUAAAGAUGUUUAUGUGAACGUCGAUAAACUUGAUUGGCCCACUACAAAAUUACGUCCUUAUUUGUUGCUCUAUUCAAUGAUUUUCAACUUAUUGAAAGUAAUGAUGUUAAGAUUGACUUGGAAACAAUUUUUAUACAUUAAACAUCAAGAUGCAAUAUUGAUUGUAGAUCUUACGGAUCAAUGGUUAUUGUCACUUCAAGAAUUCACCAGUUUUCUAGCAUUAGAAAAAGACUAUGUAAUUGAAAGUGUAAUAGAAAGUAUUUCUAUACAUAUAAAAAAUUAUCCCUUGAAUAACGAUGGAACUGUUGAUCUCAUUAAGUUACCAACUUAUCAAAAUCAGUUUACAGACAAAUUGAUAAAUAAUAUUAGCAAUAUAAUAUCAACGCUUUGUGAUUUGUUAGGUUGUACGAUAGUUGAAAAUUGGAAUACAGAAGAAGUUUUACAGAUAUCCAAUCAAGUUACUUUUUACUCAGAUCGUAUUUUGCAUAAUAAAUCUAUUGAUGAAACAACUGAAAGUGAUGAAAUCACAGACUCAAACUAUAUUAAUAAUUCUAUUAGUGUACUAGAUUGUGUCCAACAAGACUUUGGAAGAUAUCUCAGUUACUUAUUUAAGCGCGUCAAUUUUAAUAUUAUUCGAUCAUUUAUUGAAUACUUAGAAACAUUAAAUACUUAUAAUUUAUUUGAUGAAUAAUCUUACUUUGAUAUUAAGAAUAUAAAAUACAAUAUUCGAUAGCACAAAGAAUAAUUAAUUAUACAAGGCGAACUUUUGGUAUAUUAAAAUACUUGUGUAGUUAAUAUACUAAUCAAAUAAAGUAAUAUUUCAAAUAAAAAUUACGAAACAUAUUAUACCUUUUGAUUAAACAAGUAUUAUAUAUAUUAUAUUAUAUCAUAUUAUUGAUUUUUAAUAAUCUACAUGUAUUAAUAUAUAGGGUGUUUUUAACUGAACUAAAAAAUUUUUAUUUUAAUUAUUGAGUUACAACAAUUUUUUUAUAUACAAUAUAUAUGUUCAGUAAGUAAGCAAACAGAUUCCUAUUGUUCAUUACUAUUUACCUGUUUCCUUACUUACUGAACACUCUCAACGGUUAAGUACCGCGGGUAGAGCAUACGUAAUAAAUAUACACCAAUACGAACUGAUCCACCCGCGUUAUAUUCCCGUUCAGCAUAUUAAAAACUUGUAGCUCAAUAAGUACUUAUCUUAUAUUUGCUAUCGACGCUUUAAUCAUUUUUGUAGGAAAUGUGUAAAAACUGGCGAUAUUUUUAAUUAAAAUACAUUUUUUUUUAUAAUUAAAAACAAGUACGAUUUUAACGUAGACUAAAUUACUUUUAAAAAAUUUCAACGAAAUAUUAAUUGUAUCUAGAAUUAUAAGAGUUGUCAGUUGGAAUUGAUUCACUUUCUAUAAAUAUAUAUGUGUGUGUGUGUGUUUUGUUUAUUAAAUAAUAAUUAAAUGAA
This is a messenger RNA of Daktulosphaira vitifoliae (grape phylloxera), 2211 nucleotides long. RefSeq lists its product as uncharacterized. The transcript is spliced from 2 exons. Lineage: Eukaryota; Metazoa; Arthropoda; Insecta; Hemiptera; Phylloxeridae. The record is from RefSeq and is a predicted model, not a curated record. Bases 466 to 1452 code for a protein of 328 amino acids.